This is a messenger RNA of Galleria mellonella (greater wax moth), 5146 nucleotides long. It is a transcript of the gene Ire1, whose product is annotated as serine/threonine-protein kinase/endoribonuclease IRE1. The transcript is spliced from 14 exons. Gene Ontology annotation, cellular component: IRE1-TRAF2-ASK1 complex. Gene Ontology annotation, biological process: IRE1-mediated unfolded protein response; mRNA processing; protein phosphorylation. The record is from RefSeq and is a predicted model, not a curated record. Bases 184 to 3273 code for a protein of 1029 amino acids. Gene Ontology annotation, molecular function: protein serine/threonine kinase activity; RNA endonuclease activity; ATP binding. NCBI's taxonomy places the organism in Eukaryota, Metazoa, Arthropoda, Insecta, Lepidoptera, Pyralidae.
CUUUGCAAGUUAUGAACAUAGUCUCUGUGAUCUGUGGUGAAUAAUCGUGAUUGUUGUUUGUCAGUGUAUCUUCCUAUUUAGUGUAUUUUUUUCAUAUUAUUCAUUUUAUUGUCUAAAAAUUUUAUUGUUAUAAUAAAGGAUAAUGGAGUUUUCAUUAUUGAAGUGUUUUUGGUUUAAUUAAAAAUGACCGUGAUGAAGUUUUUGUUUCUUACAUUGUUUAUUUUCGAGUGGUGCGACUUUGUCUCACCAGAGGCUAAAGGUGGACAGGAAAGUACUGAGUUAUCUCAGAUAUUGGAUGACCGGCCCUUACUAUUUGCCACGUUAGGGGGUGGCAUGGUCGCUGUGGAACCUUUAACCGGAAAUAUUAUUUGGAAACUAAAAGAUGAACCGGUCGUGAAGGUGCCGCAGCAGCAUGCAAACCUAAUGCCACAGUUUUUGCCUGAUCCUCGACAUGGUUUCCUAUACAUGUACGGUCCACGUGGUGACCAGCAGAUGCUUAAGAAACUACCUUUUACGAUUCCUGAGCUGGUAGCGAAUGCACCAUGCCGAUCUACCGAGGGUAUAUUGUAUACAGGGAAGAAAAGUGACACAUGGUUCAGACUGGAUCCUUUGACAGGCUCAAGAGAACACGUCUCAGGUUUCGAUAAAUCUAAGAUAUUCAAAUCGGAUGACGAGGAAACAUGUGGCCCAGAGAAUAGUAGAGGUAUAUACGUCGCUCGCACAGAGUAUAAUAUUCUGAUGCAUGACUCGAAGAAUUCAAAUCACAAAUGGAAUGUUACAUUCUUUGAUUAUACAUCCCAUGCCAUGGGAAAAGAAAUGUUGAAUGAUUAUGGAAUAAUACACUUCACAUCGACUUCAAAUGGCCGGGUGAUGUCGUUUAACCGUAAAACAGGCGAUCUCGUCUGGUCGCAUAACUUCGAGACGCCAGUGGUGGCUGCCUACUUGCUAGAUAGGGAGGGUCUUAUAUCCGUACCCUUCAACUCUAUAGGGGAUGACACUCUAGACCACAUUAUGGAGGACGCUAAUACAUUGAGCAAAGGGCAGGGUAUAAAAAAUUCGAAUAUCGAAUUAUACCCGACGUUGUACGUAGGUGAGCAUAACCAUGGCCUCUACGCUCUGUCGUCACUCGUAGAUAAGAAUACUGUAACUAUAUCCACUGGUCACACACAGCCCUUGUUGAUCGAGGGCCCAGUAACUGAGGAUGCUAAUGCCGAUUCGCUUAAACAUGAACCAUUCACAAAUGUGCAUUAUAAACUGAACGACUUGAAUUUGCAUGUAUCAGCUCCGUACUUAUUGUUGGGACAUUACAAAGUGCCAGAGUUAACAACGUCCUGGAUUCCCCAACUGCCAAAUACACACAUCAUGAAUACUCAAGAACCGAAACAAGAUACAAUUAAAUUAAUUAAUGGACAAGUCCACUCGGACGCUGAGAAAGAUGUAGAAAAUGAGACUAAUCUGAAAUCGAAUUCGAUCAGCGUGUCGGUACAAACCGAGGAGUUAUUUGAAAAGUUCAGCUUUAGACCUGAUUUAUGGUACAAGCAGGGUUACAUAUGGCUUCACCAGCAAGAGAAUAAAGUUUUGAAAGUGGUCCUCAUCAUACUGGUCGGACUGGUCAUUACGCUGUUUUGGUAUCUCCGAUAUCAGGCUCGGGAGUUCCAACAACUGUCACAAGGUGGCUCCCGAGGCUCGACUGCCUCAACGUCCUCUAACGGCGAAGUGACUGGCCAACUGGUUGAGAUUGGCGAGGGGGAAGUACGCAUCGGCCGGAUCAGUUUCCACACUGAUCAGGUUUUGGGGAAGGGCUGUGAGGGUACUUUUGUGUAUAGGGGUACAUUCGAUAAGCGUGCGGUGGCAGUGAAGAGACUGCUACCCGAAUGCUUUACGUUCGCCGACCGCGAGGUGGCGCUGUUACGCGAGUCGGAUGCCCACGCGCACGUCGUACGCUACUAUUGUACCGAGCGAGAUAAGCAGUUUAGGUACAUUGCGUUAGAGUUAUGUUCAGCCACAUUACAAGACUAUGUGGAGAAGAAAUUAAACUUUGAGUGUCGGAUAGAUGGAGUGGAAGUGUUGAGGCAAGCCACCAUGGGAUUAUCUCAUUUGCAUUCUAUGGAUAUAGUGCACAGAGAUAUAAAACCGCAUAACGUAUUGCUGUCGAUGCCGACCGGUACUGGAGAGGUGCGUGCCAUGAUAUCAGAUUUUGGCCUCUCCAAGAAGCUCAAUAUCGGCCGCGUUAGUUUCUCGCGCCGCUCUGGUGUCACCGGUACCGAGGGCUGGAUAGCACCCGAGAUGAUUAAUGGGGAGCGGACGACUACAUCGGUAGAUAUAUUUUCUUUGGGCUGCGUGUUCUAUUAUGUACUGUCCAAAGGACAGCAUCCCUUUGGUGAUAUGUUAAGAAGGCAGGCGAAUAUACUCACAGGCGACUAUAACUUAGAUCAACUUGAUAAAGUGUUGCCAGAGGAGGAAGUGUUGUUGACAAAAAUACUCAUUCGCUCUAUGAUAUCAGCGAAGCCCCAUGCGCGGCCGCCUUGCGAGACUAUACUUAAAUAUCCAAUGUUUUGGGGCAAGCAGAGCAUACUAAAUUUUUUGCAGGACGUGAGCGACCAAGUGGAGAACUGUACGAGCGGCGCGGUGGGCGCUGCGCACCCGCUGGAGCGCGGCGCCCGCGGCGUGGUGCGCGGCGACUGGCGCGCGCACGUGUGCAGCCUGCUGGCCGGCGACCUGCGCGCGCGCCGCACCUACCGCGGCGACCGCGCCGCGCACCUGCUGCGCGCCAUACGGAACAAGAAACACCAUUACCGGGAGUUGGAAGCUGAAGUACGCGAGAAACUGGGGAAGAUACCCGACGGUUUCGUAACAUACUGGCUACGACGAUUCCCUCUUCUUUUACCGCACGUAUGGCUACAGAUGCAACAGUAUCGACACGAGGAUCUGUUACAAGGUUACUACCCACAUUCGUUCACAUUCAACAGAGAAGAUGUCAUUGAACUUAAUAGUGAAACUAAUUAUGAGGGAAAUUUAGCUUUAGAAUUGUGUGACUCUGAGAAAAAUGAACUAUUUGUUAAAAGUAAGAUAUAUUACGAUGAAAACGAUCGGGACAAAACAUUUAAGUAUUACAAGAAAGACGGCUCGCCUCAUAAGCGUGCUGACUGGAGAAGUGAAGCGAGAGAUUUCAAAACGAGACAGGAUGACGUUAGAUUAAGAGAUCGACAUAAUUACAAAAAGAAAGAGAAAAAGAAAGAAGAUAUGCCGGUUUGGACAUUGCCCCCAAAGUGAUAUAUAUAGGAGCACAAAUGUAAGUUUAUCUAGUCAGAAAAAUAAGAAUUGCCAUCAGUUGUUGCGGGCAACACUGGUUAUACUCUCUAAUAAGAAUUGAACUUUGUGUAUUCAUAAAUAUGGUUAGAAGUCAUUAGGCAGACAGUAACUUGCCAGUAAUAAAAAUUGUAUUAUCCGCAAUAUGGCGGAGGUAUUUGUUAUUUUAUGUAGAAUUAUGAUUCCAUUAAUAUGAUUAUAUGGCGUCUACAUAUUUACAGUAAAUAAAUAAAUAAAUAUGUAUGUAUUUAAUUUAUGAUGUUACCAAAUGGUAAUGUCUGUAGGCAUCAUUAAAUGUUUAUAAUUGCAUUUUUAUUUUUCUGAUCAGAUCGUAAUAUGUAUUACGCACAUAGUUAUUAAUGUUGGUAUUUGUAAUUAUUAUUUAUUGUAAAAUAUAGAGAAAAUUAUUAUAGGUAUUGAGAAAAUUAUUUAUUAAUUUAUAAGAAUUGUUAUAAUGACAAAAAAUUACGUACUUAUAGAUCAGAUCUCUAUUGUUUCCCAGUUAUAUGUGAUUUCUGUUUUUUUUUUUAUUUUUUCUUAUGUAUGAAUUCAUACCUGAUACGUGUGGUUGGAAGCUUGGGACCAAUUUGGAUGAUCAAAUAAUUUAAUUUUUUAAGUUUUUUUUUUUAUAUUCUAGCAAAUUAUCUUUUUUCAUCUGCUACAUUUUUAAAUUAGAUUUAAUGUGAUUUAAGUUGUCUAUUAAUGAGAAAAAUCUUAAUAUAUUAAAUUAGCCUUUAUAAAUGUUUUAUUAAUUUUUAAUGCAAUGUAUUUUUUAUAAAAGAGUUUUAAUUUGAAAUGCUUUUUAAUACGAUACAAUGACACAAUGACAAUCUAACAUGACUAUGUUGUAUGUAUGUAUAUAAGACUUGCUUCAGGAUAAGUGUUUGACAUUCCUAAAAAAUAGUCAUAAUAUUGAAGUACGAUUGUUGGUGCUAUGUUAUUUGUAAAGCUGAAAUGUGCAAAUAGAAUAAGUUUUUCAUAGAAUUAGUGAAGAGAUACUAACUAUGCACAGUGAUGUCUAUGUAUUUAUGUUCCUUGUUUUUACACAACUAACAAAUAUGAAUAGUUGGACUGUUAGAACAAUUGUAUAUAAAUUAAUUGGUAAUAUAUUUAAUAUUAUGUGUCAGUUUCCUUGUUUAUCACACAAAGAAGGUACAAGGAUACUAGUAACCUAUUCUUAUAAGGUUUGGUUAUUACAAAUAUUUUGUUUAAAUAGUCUCGCUUAAUUAAUUUGUCUAUUCUCUUUGGUAAUUUAACACUUCAUGUUCAUUGAAACAUAUUUUUUAUUUACAACUAGUAGUGUCUGAUAGUUUUUAUUAAAUAACUGUAAAUAGUUGUUUUGCUCCCAAUAUGUUACCUAUUGAGAGAAAAACUACUAUAUCUCAAGUAGGAGCAAAUAAUACCCAUUUACAAAAUUUUAUUAAAAUCAGUUGAGUGGGUUCGGACAUUAGUGUGAAUGAACAUCCGGAAUUGUUAUAAUAAUUAUUAAUUUUAAAACGGAAUAAUAAAUACAAGGUUCGUUGGUUUUGUAUUCCGUGGCCUACGUCCUUAGGGACCUGGAUACACAUAGAUCAUGUUAACAAUGUACAUAUUUUAGUGUAAAUGCACUUAUAAAAUAUGUAGUUUGAAGGUUAUAUAUAUCAGUUAUGUUUUUAGUAAGCAUCCUAGUAAAAGUAUCGAGUUAAUUCUCAACAGUCAUUGGCUUUAUAUAUGUAAUGUGUAUUUUAUGUUCUCUAUAACAUACAAUUUCAUUUGAAAAUAGAAUUUAUACACAGGUGAAAAAUGCUCAAAAUGUUUAUAUAUUUGUAUAUGAGUGGAAUAAAAUACAUGGAAAUUA